Molecule: messenger RNA, 1544 nt
Organism: Schistocerca nitens (vagrant locust)
Lineage: Eukaryota; Metazoa; Arthropoda; Insecta; Orthoptera; Acrididae
Product: zinc finger protein 239-like
Exons: 5
Coding region: 159-1214 (351 amino acids)
Biological process (GO): regulation of transcription by RNA polymerase II
Molecular function (GO): RNA polymerase II cis-regulatory region sequence-specific DNA binding; DNA-binding transcription factor activity
Source: RefSeq, a predicted model, not a curated record
GGUGCCCAAAUAUGUGGGUGACUCGAAGACUUCUUAAGUAACAGAACCCAGUGUGUUGUUGUCGAUGGCGAGUGUUCGUCAGAGACAAGGGCAACGUCAGGUGUGCCCUGGGAAGUGUGACAGGACCGCUAUUAUUUUUUGUCUACAUAAGUGAUCUGAUGGACAGGAGUGGCAGCAGUCUGCAGUUCAGUCCGGAAACGAUGGCGGCACCAGAAAAACAUCAAAAUUCUUUCUGUGGUGCAACCUCUGUCAAACAAGAGCCAAUGGAAGCUGGCCCAUUGGCAUCUCCUGAGCUAGAGUUCGAGUACAUAUCUGUUCAAGAAGAAAACUCGGAACUCAAACAUGAAGUGGAGUCAACAAAUAGUGGCAGUGAACCAGAAAGUGCUGUUCCUGUUGCCAUGGAGAAUGACAGGAGUACUGAUGACAGCGGUGAUUUGGUUACCAACAUUUCACCAGCUGCAGGAAAAGACGGCAAUAUUCAAUGUACCACCAAGCAGGAUGCAUUCUGUGGAAGUGAAAGUGAUACAGGGUGUCUUGUGCACAGGUGUGACGUCUGCAAGAAGGUGUUUGCACAGUUGGAGGACCUGAAGAAGCAUUCACGCAUGAAGAGAUGUAAACUACAUCAUUUGUGCAGUGUGUGUCACAAGACGUUCACGAGGAGUAGUAGUUUGAAGAUGCAUUUCCAUGUGCACACAGGUGAACGCCCAUACACCUGUUCCAUUUGCAGCAAGACAUUCACAAACAGUGGCACACUAUUGCAGCAUUCACGGUUGCACACAGGCGAACGUCCGUACGUGUGUGAGAUUUGCAACAAGACAUUCACACAAAUCUCUCACCUGAAGCAGCAUUCAGCUGUGCACACCAUUGAACACUCAUACACCUGUGAUAUUUGCAACAAGACGUUCACAAGAAGUAGUCAUCUUAAGCUGCAUUUGCAGUUGCACACUGGUGAACGUCCAUACAUCUGUCUCAUCUGCAACAAGACAUUCACACAAAGUAAUCACCUCAAGCAGCAUUCACAGGUGCACUCCGGCGAAUCUGCAUAUAGCUGUGGCAUUUGCGACAAGACGUUCACACAAAAUAGUCACCUUAAUCGGCAUUUGAAGCUGCACACUGGUGAACGCCCAUAUAUCUGUGGCGUUUGCAGCAAGACAUUCACACAAAGUUAUCAUCUGAAGCGGCAUUCACAGAUGCACACUCACAAGGUACCCUAAAGUUAUCGUAUGUAUCCUAAGAGAUUCAGGAGCAUCAGAAACUUGAAGGAACACUCAUGGCAGUCUCAUGUAAGGACACCUUAAACACUUCAGUUUUCAGACUAAGGAACGCUCAUAUAAUUUUGAUGCAAUUCCAUAGCGAUAUGCACUGCACCCUAGACUGGAGAAAAAUGCAAAGGACAUGUCAAAACCAUCUGAAAAAUACAUUUGUAACUGCACAAUAGUGAAUACUAUUGAUAAUACCAUUAUAUCAAAAGAAACUGAAUACCUGAAACUUCAUAAAAAAACCUGUAUGGUAUCUCACAAAUACUGUAAUUCAUGUCUGUCGGU